GCCCGAUUUCUCUAUAACCGAGCUAACUCUCUUCCUCAGACUCUGUGCUUCGCCUCUGCGCCCAGCCAUUGACACCUCCACCGCUAGCUUGGCGGCCAUUGCAGUAUUCUUCAGAGCUCACCAUGUUUGUCGUGGUUCGUCGACAUGCCAUUAUGGACAAUAUAUGACACUUCUCUCGGCCAAUCUUGCUCGUUGUUCGUGGUCCAAGACCUCUCCACGUCCAGAUCUGCAAACUGAGAAGCUGGCAUAAAUAGGAGCAUGCUCUCUCCAAUCAACAGAGUACCCGUCUCUGUGAAAUCUCAUCAUUAUCUUACUCUUUCCCAUUAUCAUCGUGCGACGGCAGCUUGUUAACACUAUGACAGAACGGAGACGCAGUAGCGUUGUGCAAGUUCAACGUGCCGACGAUGGUAUCGCACGCAUCAACGACAGUUCCAUUCGGAGACUCAGCGCUAUGAACCCGCAAGUUGUCCAGGAGUUUGAGGAGGCCAAAAAUGCCGCAAGACAUGAACAUGAGCUUACCGUUCGAGAUGCCUUGAGGCUUUACCCAAAAGCCAUCAUCUUUUCCAUCAUCUUCUCUAGCGCUGUCAUCAUGGAAGGGUACGAUCUGAGCUUGAUGGGGUCAUUUUUCGGCUUCCCGCCGUUCAGAAACUUCUAUGGUACCGAAGACAAUCCAGAUGGUGGGCGAAAUAUUGGCGCGGCAUGGCAGUCGGGCAUUCAGAACGGAGUUCAGGUUGGUAGUAUCAUUGGCCUUUGGCUCAAUGGUGUUAUUUCGGACAGGUUCGGCUAUCGCAAGACCAUGUUCGGCUCACUUGUCCUGAUGAUUGCAUUCAUCUUCCUUCCUUUUUUUGCCCAAAACAUCCAGACGAUUCUUGCUGGCGCAAUUCUAUGCGGUCUACCAUGGGGUGUGUUUCAGACUAUUACUGUGACAUAUGCAUCCGAUGUCACUCCGGUGGUACUUCGGCCAUAUCUGACAUCCUACGUCAAUCUGUGCUGGGUCUUUGGUCAAUUCAUUGCGGCUGGAGUGCUCCGCGGGUUCUUGAACCGGGAUGACCAAUGGGCAUACCGUGUACCAUUUGCCAUUCAAUGGAUCUGGCCACCAAUCAUUCUGAUUGGCGUUGUCCUUGCCCCUGAGAGCCCUUGGUGGCUCGUUCGCCAUGGGAGAUACGACGAGGCUCGUAAAGCACUCUUAAGCCUCACGAAAGCGUCAAGCGGCAUUCCCUUUGAUGUUGACAAGCAGCUCUCGAUGAUCAGGGCCACUAACGAGCUGGAGAAAGCCAUGUCGGAGGGCACGAGCUAUUUGGAUACCUUCAAGGGCAUUGACCGUCGUCGCACCGAAAUCACAUGCAUGGUCUGGGUGACACAGGCGUUUUGCGGCGCUGCGUUGAUGGGUUUCUCGGUCCAAUUCUACGAGCGUGCCGGGCUAAGCUCUGAAAACUCGUUCAACUUCAACCUUGGACAAUACGCCAUGGGAGCCGUGGGAACUGUCGGUUCGUGGCUGCUGAUGCCCCAUUUCGGACGCCGCACGCUCUACCUAUGGGGGCUGGGAAUUCUCUUUGUGCUACUAAUGGUUGUCGGUGGCAUGGGCGUGGCCGGCACCUCCAGAGGCCCAUCCCUAGCGGCAGGAAGCCUGCUCCUAAUUUACACCUUUGUAUACGACAUCACAAUCGGACCGGUCUGCUAUGCCCUGGUGGCCGACAUACCCUCAACACGCCUUAAGAUCAAGACUGUGGUGUUGGCGCGUAACUUUUACAACAUUGGUGGCAUCAUAAACAACACACUGAUGCCGCGGAUGCUACUGAAUACAGAAUGGAACUGGGGUGCCAAGACUGGCUUCUUCUGGGCCGGUGCAUGCAUCCUACUAUUCACUUACAUGUACUUCCGCCUACCUGAGCCCAGAGGUCGAACCUAUGGUGAACUGGACGUUUUGUUCGAAAACAAAGUCAGCGCCAGGAAGUUUCGCACCGCCGAAGUCGACCAGUUCGCCGGACACUCGACAGAGCUUGUGGAGGAUUCAAGCGACAAUGAAAAGAAUGACAAGCGUCAGGUCGAGAUUGUCAAUUAGCGAAACUCGGAGACUGAGCAGCCAAGUGUCUUUGGUGGCCGCACUGUGAGUGAGCUAAGAGGCCUCGAAGCUCGAUGCUCGGGGGGAGGAG
Molecule: messenger RNA, 2153 nt
Organism: Exophiala oligosperma
Lineage: Eukaryota; Fungi; Ascomycota; Eurotiomycetes; Chaetothyriales; Herpotrichiellaceae
Exons: 10
Coding region: 356-2062 (568 amino acids)
Biological process (GO): carbohydrate transport; transmembrane transport
Cellular component (GO): membrane
Molecular function (GO): carbohydrate:proton symporter activity
Source: RefSeq, a predicted model, not a curated record